GGGGUGAUGACGAAGCCAGAGAGCUGGCCAGAGGCAGCCACAGCUCACUCAUUUGUCUGUGAGGCUUGUUGGCUUUUGAAAUGAGACAGGAAGGAGGGUUGAGGUGGAGCCCGGCACAGGAAGAGGUGAGGAGCCCCGGCUGCCGUGACAGCCGGUGGGCUCAGGGGAGUGCAGGAGCUGGCGGGCCGCGUCCCCGCUGCCCUGCACAGUCAGCAGCCCCCGAUCCAUCUGGACAGGGAUCACUCCCGCCCUGGACAGAUUCUCUCGGCUGAGGGGCCCAGCUGACCGGCCGCAGAGAUUUCCAGGACAUCCUGCCCUCCGCCCAGCUGCCUCUGUCCACUGGAGCAGGACGGAGCCCAGAAGUGCCAGGAUGGAGCAACCCCAGUCCCCCAGUCUUGGCCUCCCUCGGGAAAUGAGGCCUGGGAGACCCAUGGACAAAGGAUGGCUGACCCCUGCCCGCUGAGUGCCUGGGGCCCUGCUGGAGGGGCUGCCAAGGGCUGGACACCCUGCCCACUGCAGGUUACAAAUGAGGACACCACGGCACAGAGAGCUCAGGCGGCCUGUCCAGUGUCGCACAGACGCCCCUGGCCGCAGUCCCCGACUCCAUGAGAAAGCAGGAAUUGCGCCCGGGUGGGGAGACUGGCCAGGGCCACACUGCCAGCUCCCCAGCCGAGCAGGUGAAAGCCCUGGUGGACCUGCUGGCCGGGAAAGGCGGUCAGGGUUCCCAGGCCCCGCAGCCCCCCAACAGGACGCCAGAAUGCCCGCUGAAGCCCCGUGGCAAUGACUUGAGGAUACAGAAGCACCGGGAGGCCCUGCUGAACAGGACUGGGGGCGGCCCCGAGCUGGGCAGCCCCUCCCCAAGGCUGACCAGCCUCCUGAUGGUGGAGGGCCUGACGGACCUGCAGCUGAGGGAGCACGACUUCACGCAGGUGGAGGCCACGCGCGGGCGCUGGUGCUCAGCCAAGACCAUAGCCCUGGACAGGCUCUUCCUGCCCCUGUCGCGUGUGUCCAUCCCCCCCCGCAUCUCCAUCACCAUCGGGGUGGCCGGAGUGGGCAAGACCACCCUGGUGAGGAACUUUGUUCACCUCUGGGCCCGAGGGCAGGUGGGCAAGGACUUCUCGCUGGUACUGCCCCUGACCUUCCGGGAUCUCAACACCCAUGAGAAGCUGUCUGCAGACAGACUCCUCCGCUCCGUCUUCCCGCACGCUGGGGAGGCAGGCCUGGCGUCAGUGGCGCUGAGCAAAGCCCUCCUGGUCCUGGAUGGCCUGGACGAGUGUAAGACGCCCCUGGACUUCUCCAAUACUGUGGCCUGCAUGGACCCCAAGAAGGAGAUCCAGGUGGACCACCUGAUCACCAACAUUAUCCGGGGCAACCUCUUCCCGGAAGUGUCUGUCUGGAUCACCUCCCGUCCCGGCGCUGCUGGCCAGAUUCCGGGGGGCCUGGUGGACCGGAUGACCGAGAUCCGGGGCUUCAGCGAGGAGGAGAUCAAGACCUGUCUGGAGCAGAUGUUUCCCGAGGACCCUGUCCUCACAGGCUGGGUCCUGAGCCAGGUGCAGGCUGACCGGACCCUGUAUCUCAUGUGCACCGUCCCGGCCUUCUGCCGGCUGGCGGGGGCAGCGCUGGGCCACCUGCACCGCAAGAGGCCAGGGCCCCCGGACGCCGAGCUGUGGCCCCCGAGGACCCUGUGUGAGCUCUACUCGUGGUACUUCAGGAUAGCCCUUGGUGGAGAGGGGCAGGAGAAGGCCAAGGCGAGCCCCCGCAUCGAGCAGCUGGCCCACGGCUGCCGCAAGCUGGUGGGCACGCUGGGCCGGCUGGCCUUCCACGGGCUGGUCAGGAAGAAGUACGUGUUCUACGAGCCCGACCUGAAGGUGCUGGGCGUGGACCUCGCGCUGCUACAGACGGCCCUGUGCGGCCGCUUCCUGCAGCGGGAGGAGACGCUGGCCUCCGCGGCCGCCUACUGCUUCACCCACCUGUCCCUGCAGGAGUUCGUGGCGGCCGCGUACUACUGCAGCGCCUCCAAGAGGGCCAUCUUCGACCUUUUCACCGAGGGCGGCAUGUCCUGGCCCCGGCUGGGCUUCCUCACACACUUCCGGAGUGCGGCCCAGCGGGCCAUGCAGGCUGAGGACGGGCGGCUCGACGUCUUCCUGCGAUUCCUCUCAGGCCUCUUGUCCCCAAGGGUCAACGCGCUGCUGGCCGGCUCCCUGCUGACCCAGGGCGAGCACCAGGGCUACCGGGCCCAGGUGGCCGAGCUCCUGCAGGGCUGUCUGCGCCCCGACGUGGCGGUCUGCGCCCGGGCCAUCAACGUUCUGCACUGCCUACGCGAGCUGCAGCACACCGAACUGGCCCGCAGCGUGGAGGAGGCCGUGGCCAGCGGGGGCCUGGCCAGGCUGACCAGCCCCCCGCACCGUGCCGCCCUGGCCUACCUCCUGCAGGUGUCCGACGUCUGCGCCUGGGAGGCACCCCUGCCCCUGUGCCUCAGCCCGGGCGUCCUCCAGAGCCUGCUGCCCCAGCUGCUCUACUGCCGGAGCUUGAGGCUGGACACCAACCAGUUCCAGGACCCCGUGAUGGAGCUGCUGGGCAGCGUGCUGAGUGGGAAAGACUGUCGCAUUCAGAGGAUCAGCUUGGCUGAGAAUCAGAUCAGUAACAAAGGGGCCAAAGCUCUGGCCAGAUCCCUCCUUGUCAACAGAAGCCUGACCACUCUGGAUCUCCGCAGUAACUCCAUCGGACCUCAGGGGGCCAAGGCGCUGGCAGAUGCUCUGAAGAUUAACCGCACCCUGGCCUCUCUGAGCCUCCAGAGCAACAGGAUCAGGGACGACGGUGCCAGGUCCAUGGCUGAGGCCUUGGCCGCCAACCGGACCCUCUCCGUGCUGCACCUGCAGAAGAACUCCAUCGGGCCAGUGGGAACCCAGCAGAUGGCAGAUGCCCUGAAGCAAAACAGGAGUCUGAAGGAGCUCAUGUUCUCCAGUAACAGCAUUGGCGAUGGAGGCGCCAAGGCCCUAGCGGAGGCCCUGAUGGUGAACCAGGGCCUGAAGAGCCUGGACCUGCAAAGCAACUCCAUCAGUGACCCGGGAGUGGCAGCGCUGAUGGGGGCCCUCUGCGCCAAUCAGACGCUCCUCAGCCUCAACCUUCGAGAAAAUUCCAUCAGCCCGGAGGGAGCCCAGGAUCUGGCACGUGCUCUCCGCACCAACAGCACCCUGAAGAGCCUGGACCUGACAGCCAACCUCCUCCACGACCAGGGCGCCCAGGCCGUCGCAGAGGCAGUGAGGGAAAACCGCACCCUCACGUCCCUUCACCUGCAGUGGAACUUCAUCCAGGCCGGCGCUGCCAAGGCCCUGGGACAAGCACUACAGCUCAACACGAGCCUGACCAGCCUCGAUUUACAGGAGAACGCCAUCGGGGACGAAGGUGCCUCUGCGGUGGCCAGCGCGCUGAAGGUGAACACAGUCCUCACUGCUCUCUAUCUCCAGGUGGCCUCCAUUGGUGCUCCGGGGGCCCAGGCACUCGGGGAGGCCCUGGCUGUGAACAGAACCUUGGAGAUUCUAGACUUAAGAGGAAACACCAUCAAGGUGGCCGGAGCCAAAGCCCUGGCGAAUGCUCUCAAGGUCAAUUCCAGUCUCCGGAGACUCAAUCUUCAAGAGAAUUCCUUGGGAAUGGAGGGGGCGAUAUGCGUUGCCACUGCACUGUCUGGAAACCACGGGCUCCAGCACAUCAAUCUCCAGGGAAACCACAUUGGAGAGUCUGGUGCCAGGAUGAUCUCAGAGGCUAUCAAGACAAAUGCUCCCUUGUGCACUGUGGAAAUGUGAGCAAAACAAGUUCCUGGUGGAUCCGGUAGACACACAGCUGAAAGCUUUCCAACAAAAGGACCAUUUCUCAAGGGUGCCUUCCUGCGGUCUGGGAAUGAUGCUGACCCCCAAGAGUGCUGGUCUCCUGCAAGGAGGCAGGAAAGGUGCUGCCAGAGGAGGAUACGAGCCCUUCUCCUGGUCCAGGGUCAGUCCAGGCAGGGGAGAGAUGGACGCCCCACUACAGCACGGAGCACAGAUGGUCUUCUGCCAAGGGACUCAGGGAUGGGUCUCAGAGCUCAGCAAGAAGCCAGUCAGCGCCUAUUUAUAUCCUGGGGUCUUUAACGUGCCCCAACCUUUUCUUAUCAUGACUGCCCUGGAUAAAAUCACUCCUUCACUCUGAAAUGAACUGCCGUCUUCAAGCCCAUGAAGAGUGUCAAUUUGGCAUCAGUGACAGAGGGAACAUCUUUUUUCAAGGAGAAAAGCCUACAGGAGUAUGAUCUUUAGAGUCAUAUGGAAAAAUAAGGAAAAAAUUUUUGAAGAGAAAGGAAGGCUUUAAUUAUAGGAUUCUGGAGCACAGACAAAAAAAGUUCUCCAAGGUUUCUGUCAUCUUUCACCCAUUACAAACUCUCUCAAAGGCAGAGAUUAUGUCCACUGUAUGUCACUUGGAAUCUGGCAUUGUGGUUAUCAAUACGAUGUUAAAAAUCGGUGUCUUCAUACUAUCUUUCUGUAUUAGGUUCCCCAAAGCACUUCUGCAUCUACAGCUUCCCCAUGAGAGCAAGACAGCCGAGCUUCCACAUGGCAUAAACUCCCUCAGAUGCCUUUCAAUGUUGGAAGGAAAACUAUUCCAAAUGAAUAUCAGGGGUUCUUCAACUACAUAACCAAGGAAAAUGGUUAUGGAAGCUAUAAUUAUCAUUUUUAAAUUUGAACACGAACUAUUGUUCCAAAUGUUUCUUUAAAAAUGAGUAUUUGGGCAAGAAACAUCAUUGGAUGAUAUAACCAUGAAUGAAAUCCUAUUAAGGGAGAAAAUCAUAGUCUCUGAGUAUCACCCCACAGAGAGGUAUUUACAAAGGCCCCAUAAAAAUGGAGACAUUUUGGGGAUUUCCUUGGCAUUCCAGAGGUUAAGACUCUGUGCUCGCAAUGCAGGGGGCGUGGGUUAGAUCUCUGGUUGAGGAAACUAAGAUCUCACAAGCUAAAAAAAAAAAAUAUGCUGGUAUAAUAAAUAUUUUUUUUAAAUGGAGACAUUUUGCAAACGUCACCUUGUCAAAGCAAUGCAACUCCACAUGACUGAUGACGAGAAAAAUGGGACACUCUGUACCCCCAGUGUGAUGGCUGAGAAGGACACAUCACUGAUGCACUAUUCCUGCCAAAAGCGUUUAUCUGAAUCUAAUCAUGAAGGAACAGUCGGACAAAAUCCAAAUUGAGGGGUACUCUGGGAAAAACUAGCAUGGCCUCUUAAAAAUCGUCAACAUCAUGAAGAAAACAAAAAGGCUGGGACUGUUUUAUUAUUAAGGAGUCUUAACAACUUAAGAGCUUUGAUUGGAUCCAAGACUAGAGGGGAAAGAAUCAGCUAUAAAUAACAUUAUUUGGAAGGCAGGGACAUUUGCUCAUAAGUCUUAUAUAAUCCUCACUAGAUUACUGGUUCUGAAAGGUAUUUUUUCUGGGUAUAGAAUUCCAGGAUGAUAGUCUUUUCUUUCAGCACUUUCAGGAGGUUGCUACACUGUCUUCUGGUUGGCACUUUCUGGCUGAGUUGAGAAGGUGAUGGACAAGAGUCACAGCAGGUCAGAUGCUGGGGACAGCUGUGCCUUGCAGGAAACUAGCACUGGAGAAACCUCAGGGGCUAAAAUGUGCUCUGCAGGGACCUCAACGCAAGCCACACUAGAUUUGGAAGGAGAGCCUCCUCCCUCCUUCAAAGUCUCUCAAGCAUCCUACUGACCAUGCUUAACAUGGUUCAGUCACCAAGUUGUGUCCCAUUCUUUGCAACCCCAUAGACUGCAGCAUGGCAGACCUCCCUGUCCCUCACCAUCUCCCAGAGUUUGCCCAAGUUCAUGUCCAUUGAAUUGGUGAUGCCAUC
Bubalus bubalis (water buffalo) is the source of this 5853-nucleotide messenger RNA. It is a transcript of the gene NLRC3, whose product is annotated as NLR family CARD domain containing 3. The transcript has 20 exons. Bases 606 to 3803 code for a protein of 1065 amino acids. Gene Ontology annotation, cellular component: cytosol. Gene Ontology annotation, biological process: negative regulation of canonical NF-kappaB signal transduction. The record is from RefSeq and is a predicted model, not a curated record. Gene Ontology annotation, molecular function: protein binding. Lineage: Eukaryota; Metazoa; Chordata; Mammalia; Artiodactyla; Bovidae.